CGCAUGCGUCGAGAAAGAGAGCGCACGAGCAGCAGGCUCGCUGUGAGCGCCGCACGUCUCGUGUACACUGAAGUGAAGUUUCACUGAGGAGAAACUUCCUUAUCACUGCUUUAUUUCCCGACAAAAGUCGUGCUUUUUGUGAACCAGGAUUAAGUAAUGAAAACCAUUUUAAGAAGUUGUAAUGAAUGAGAAAAGUCUAAUGAGUGUUUAAAUGGAUAAUAACGGGGUUUGAUUGAAAGAAAUCCGUUAACGAAGUGGGCGGAGCCUCUGCACGUGAAGUGCUCAUGGAGGGCAUCUGCUUUGAGGUGAAACCCAGAAGUGACCCCGUCCCUUCUUCCAAGCCACUCACAGAUGGAUCAGGAUAUAAAGACGAGGAGGAAGAGGAGAUUCGGUACAGAUUGACACUGGCCGGGUCGUUAGCGGUUCACCCCCAGAUCACCAUGGCCAUGCUGCCAUGGGUGGUGGCUGAGAUACGCAGGCCUGGGUUGAAGGAAAGGAGCUCCAGCACAACCAUAUCUGGACCUCAAGCUCUAGAGAUGUGCGACUGUCCGGUGGUCCUGCAGAUCUCGUGUUCCAUGGUGCGGUGUGUGCUGGGCAUGGCCUGUGCAGAGGACCAGUGGGACCCGCUGCGGCACAACGUCCUCUUUCAUCAGCGGCCACAUCGCGUCACCAAACUCAUCCACAACAGCCGAGAGCCGAGCUACUUCGGUUGUCUGGUUCGGGAUGAAACCAGCGCUACCUGCUAUGUGUUCCAUUGCCAUGAUGAACACAAGGUCCCGGAGAUCAUCAGCACCCUUAGGCAGGCCAGUAAAAGCUCCGCCCGUCAGGUGGACACACCUACCGGUGCCCAGCCCGGCGACUCUCACCAAGACAACAGUCACCAGGACAACCCCGAAUCGGUGACGGCCUUCACCAAAAGGUUCGAGGUGCUGUUCUGCGGGCGUGCAGUGGUGGCCAAGAAGAACGCUCCACCUGCACUGAUAGACGAGUGCAUCGAGAAGUUCAGCCGGGCGAAUGCCACCAGCUCUCUGACUGCCGGGAUCAGGAGAGCUUUCUCCCUCACGCAGGUGAUAAACGGAGUGAAUGAGGGAGCGGAUGGAGGAGGGAAGAGGACGCUGUUUUUCCGGAAAGAUCCGAGCUUCCCAUCUCUGCAGGCGCUGGACGAGAACGGUCUCUCGCCUGAACUGCAUCGCCGAUCGGCGCACGGAGCCACAGGAGUCCAGCCAACCAGCCUGCAGGAGAACAGGACCAUGUUAUUUAUGAUCGGACACUCUCAGAUCUUCCUAGUGAGUCCUGACAGUAAAAAAGUGGCCAUCGAGAAGAGCUUCAGGGAAAUCUCCUUCUGCUCACAGGGGAUAAGGCACGUGGAUCAUUUCGGCUUUAUCUGCAGAGAGUCGGACGAGGGCGGGAGCUGCCAGUUCGUGUGUUACGUGUUCCAGUGUACAGAUGAAGCUCUGGUGGAUGAGAUCAUGCUGACUCUGAAGCAGGCGUUCUCUGUGGCCGCACUGCAGAAGAGCACAAGGACCCACAGCCUGCAAUGUGACUCCUGCCCCAUGCAGCAGCUGCACCGACUCUGCGACCACCUCGAGGGUCUCGCUGCGUCCAAGGUGAAGCUGGAGUUGCAGAAGCAUGUGGCUUUACUGGAUAAUCAGGAGCAGGCGUGUGUGUUUGAGACGACCCUGAAAGCCAGACCGAAGUCGGACCAGGAGGAAAACGAGCUGGUGGUAUCAUGUUUAAGGCGACUCUAUGAAGAGAGACAGAAGCAACACACACACACAGACAUUGCACAGACAAAACAGGUAGCUCCAGCGGUGUGCGAUGAGACGUCUCCAGUUCCCGAAGGCAGCAUGAGCAGCAGCCGACUGCGUCUGGAGCAGUUGAAGAGUCGAGCCAAAAGAUCGCUGACAGAGUCACUAGAAGGAAUAUGGAAGAGCAACAGUAGGUCCAGGUUACAGAGAGAGUGCAGUGAAAGCACCUCCUCAAACUCUACUAUCAGCAGCACCCAUCAGGAUGUCGUCUCGGUGGAGCCGCCGUCUCCCCCCCUUCUCCUGCCCCCGUCCAGCCCACUGCGCUCCCACAAUUCCACUGGGGACCUGAAGUGCCUGGAGACCUCAGAAGUGGAUCAGGAAGGUCACGACCCCCAGGCUCAGAGCUUCAGGAGGCGAGCGAGUACGAUCAGUCACUCUCCGUCGAUGUGCAGCAGCAGCUUGAGCAUCCCGAGUGACCAGGUGGCGGCCGGCAGCAAGCCCAAACUCGUCCGUCAUUACUCCGUCAGCACCGACUCGCCUCACCAGAGCAAGGCGGCUCACCCCGAUGAUGCUUCUUCCUCCUCCGCUUCUUCCUCUUCCUCACACCUUUCCUUCUCUUCCUCUCCUACCUACACGAGACUGAUGAAGCAGAGAGCCUUCGAGCAGUUCACAAAACCCCUCAAGAGUGGACUGAGGGCCAGACUGUCUUCAUCUUCUUCUGUUCCAAACUUCUUAAAGUUUCUGGCUCCUGUAGAGGAGCAUGAUGAUUCCUGCUUCUCUCUGAAACACAGAGAUGUAGCGGCCCUGUCCAGCCCAGGAGCCAUGUGUGUGAUGGGACCCGACAGUCCACUCCGUCACCGAAGACACUCCUGGAGACAGCAGAUCUUCCUCAGAGUGGCUACACCACAGAAAGGCUCUGAUACACCAGAAAGAGGGGAAACAUCCCUAGAGGUCGGUAGCAGACUAACGGUGGGAGGUGGGGCUGGGGGCGGGGACAGUUUGCUGGGGGCGGUGCCUGAGGAGAGGAGGAAAAGGAGUCGGGAGGAGCUGCGGGACUUAUGGAAGAAAGCCAUCCUGCAGCAGAUCCUCCUCCUGAGGAUGGAGCGAGAAAACCAGAAACUACAGGCCUCCGCGAGCGACCUCCAGAGCAGACGGCUGAGGCUGGACUACGAGGAGAUCACACCCUGUCUUAAGGACGUCACUCUCGUCUGGGAGAAAAUGCUCAGCACCUCUGGGAGGUCAAAGGUCAAGUUUGACACAGAGAAGAUCCACACAGCCGUUGGGCAGGGUGUCCCCCGGCAGCACAGGGGUGAAAUCUGGAAGUUUCUUUCAGAACAGUAUUUACUGAGACAGCAGGUGCCCAGUGCCAAAUCUCCCAAUAAGGAUGUGCCUUAUAAAGAGCUACUGAAACAACUCACCUCCCAGCAACAUGCCAUCCUCAUAGAUCUGGGCCGUACAUUUCCCACGCAUCCAUAUUUCAGCGCUCAGCUGGGUGCAGGUCAGCUGUCGCUCUAUAACCUGCUGAAGGCCUACUCUCUGCUGGACCCGGAGGUGGGCUACUGCCAGGGGCUGAGCUUCGUGGCUGGAGUUCUGCUGCUGCACAUGAGUGAGGAGGAAGCCUUCAACAUGCUCAAGUUCCUCAUGUACGACAUGGGACUGCGCAAACAGUACAGACCAGACAUGAUCAUCCUUCAGAUCCAGAUGUAUCAGUUAUCUCGACUGCUUCACGAUUAUCACAGAGAGCUGUAUAGUCACCUGGAGCAGCACGAGAUCGGCCCGAGUCUGUACGCUGCGCCGUGGUUCCUUACCGCUUUUGCCUCGCACUUCCCUCUGGGUUUUGUGGCCAGAGUCUUCGACAUGCUGUUUCUGCAAGGGUCAGAGGUUACCUUCAAGGUGGCACUAAGCCUUCUGGGAAGCCACAAGCCUCUGAUUCUGCAACAUGAGAAUCUGGAGUCCAUUGUGGACUUUAUUAAGAGCACACUGCCUAACCUGGGACUGGUGCAGAUGGAGAAAACCAUCAAGCAGGUGUUUGAGAUGGACAUCAGUAAGCAACUGCAGGCAUAUGAGGUGGAGUACCACGUGCUCCAGGACGAGCUCCUCGAUGGCCCAUCCACACUCAGCCAAUCACAGCGUGCUGCACAGCUGGAGAAGACCAACGGCAGCCUGCGACAACAAAACCUGGACCUGCUGGAGGAAGUGCAGGUGGCCCAUGCGAGGAUCCGUUUCCUGGAGUCUCAUGUGGAGGGUUUGGUGCAGAGCGAGUCAGUGCUGCGUGUGGAGCUCACGUCCCUACAGCAGGAGCACUCUGAGCUGCAGCACACAGUCACCCAGCUCCAGGCUCUGCUCACCAGCCACGGCAUCCAGUACAGCUGGGCUCCAUCCUAAUAGACUCCCUCUUCCGACCGCUCGCUCCUUUGUUUCCUCAGCAGGAGAAACGACAAGACCUCGUGGCCUGGGGGGCGGAGUUUCGAUAUGUUGCGUAAAGUUUAACGCGCAUUUGUCCCUGUGGGAUGAAGGAAGAGGAUGUAGACUCGUGAGUAAGUGUCCUUUGGAUUAGAGCUCAUCCCCUAUACAACACCCCCUCAAUCCCCCCACCACCACCCUCCCUAAUAGGAAGUGCCUAAAGGUCAAAGGACUUUUUUUAAAGGCAUAAGAACAACACCAGCACUGAUUGACUCGGCGGCUCACUCCGAACAAGUGCAAACGUUACUCACACUACACAUUCUGUGUGUGCAUGUGUGUGUGUGUGUGUGUGUGUGUGUGUGUGUGUGUGUGUGUGUGUGUGUGUGUGUGUGUGUGUAAAGUAUUUGCACCCUUUGUCUUGUGUGUUUAUUUCAUGUAAACACACUGCUGUAUGCUGUUCUACUCUGAUAAACAAAAACAAAUGAGAUGUACACAAUCGUGACUUUUCUUUUCAGCUUCCAUUUUUUCCAGACAUGAAAGUUGUUUUUUUUUUUUUGUCAUAAUAAUUACUCUCAUUAUAGCGCGUCUCUGUCUAGACACGGAAUCUCUGUGUGUUUUCAGACGAAGCCACCCAGCCCUUCAGAUACACGAAUCUACCUGAAUAACAAUACCCACAAUGCACCAUACUCGUCUGUGAAUCCAGACCACACUUUUCCCAGACGCUAACGUCGCCACACAAUGACUCUCUGCGUUCUUUGCUCUACAUUCAAACAGUCAGUCGAACAAUAAAGGGACACGUGACCGCCGGCCGUGUUUUGUGCUUCUGCUUUUUUUUUCUUUUUUUUUCCCGAGAAUAGCUGAUUGAUAUAAAUGGGAAUGUUUUCACCGAGUGUAUGUUUAAUGGAGUUAAUGGAAGGAGUCGAGGUGUCGAGGUACAUACGCACCCCCAGGACGUGCAGAUCAGUUUUCCCUGACAAUUUGUUUUGUAACAACAACUGUUGUUUUUUUACGUCUGAUAAAAACGUGUAUCGAGGCUCGUGAAUAAAUCGUGAUGUUAAAGGAGCGCUCUGUCAUUUUGUACGUUGUUCAUCUUUACCAUAUAUGGGGAAAAAAUGUAGACAAAUGGCCACACCCACCUCGAACAUACAGUACAAUGCUCUAAAAAAAAUUUUUGGCUCAUUAGAAGCAAAUAUAUACAGACCAUAAAGCAGGUCUAAAUAAUUUCUGUACCAGAAUUUUUUGUUUAUGUGGACAAGAGGUAGCUGUGUGAGAUCGUUGUUCAGACUGAGGGGUGGGGCUAAAACGAGGAUAAAUUCAGAUCAUAGAUCAUCGUGUUCAUAGUAAGGAAGGGGACGGACUUUCUCUCGUCCUCUGUUGUGGGACGGUCGCUAAUGUUGUAAUAACAUAUAAUAUAAAAAACAUUAAUCAUCAGCACGUCCAGUCCCAAGAGUUCAAAUUGAGAGCAAAAUUAGCACAAAGUUAACACUAGGUUCCGAACUUCAGAGUAAAAGGAAGCUUACCUUGCUACAGUGACACACACUCACAUACACAGGACAUUACGAUUAGCAUUGUAUCAUUCAGCUAUUGCAUCGUGUGUGUGUGUGUAUAAACGUUUGUCAAAACUGAAUGAACCAAAGACAUUAAAACGAUGUGGAAUGUGUCGCGUGUGUGUGUAAAUACAA
Messenger RNA from Tachysurus fulvidraco (yellow catfish), 5833 nucleotides. It is a transcript of the gene tbc1d1, whose product is annotated as TBC1 (tre-2/USP6, BUB2, cdc16) domain family, member 1. The transcript has 24 exons. NCBI's taxonomy places the organism in Eukaryota, Metazoa, Chordata, Actinopteri, Siluriformes, Bagridae. Bases 285 to 4133 code for a protein of 1282 amino acids. The record is from RefSeq and is a predicted model, not a curated record.